Messenger RNA from Varanus komodoensis (Komodo dragon), 1922 nucleotides. It is a transcript of the gene MCRS1, whose product is annotated as microspherule protein 1. The transcript is spliced from 14 exons. Bases 81 to 1496 code for a protein of 471 amino acids. Gene Ontology annotation, molecular function: G-quadruplex RNA binding; protein binding. Gene Ontology annotation, biological process: positive regulation of transcription by RNA polymerase II. Gene Ontology annotation, cellular component: MLL1 complex; NSL complex; Ino80 complex. The record is from RefSeq and is a predicted model, not a curated record. NCBI's taxonomy places the organism in Eukaryota, Metazoa, Chordata, Lepidosauria, Squamata, Varanidae.
UUUCAGUUAUCUGAAGGACUGUUGUCUUCCAGAGUCAUCCCUGGAGGGUCUUCUUUGGUUGGAGCCUGCCUUCUGAAGUGAUGCAGGUUGUAACCUUAGUUGUGGCCUAUCAUCCUAGGGACACAGACGUGCUGGAUUCCAGACUGAUGGCGUCAGGCACAGCGAGCCGCUCUGAAGACGAAGAGUCUCUGGCAGGACAAAAGAGGAGCUCCUCACAGGUGUCCGGGGCUAUUCCAAAACGGCGCAGUUCUUCCAGGUUCAUCAAGCGGAAGAAGUUUGAUGAUGAGCUGGUAGAGAGCAGCCUUGCCAAAUCAUCCAGCCGGGCCAAGGGGCCUAGUGGCGUGGAGCCUGGACGCUGCUCGGGCAGCGAGCCCUCUUCCAGUGAAAAGAAGAAGGUGUCCAAAUCCAUCUCUGCACCUGUUACUCCCAGCCCGGCGCCAAAUCCCAGCCUCACCAAGCGGAUGAAGAAGAGCAAGCAACCCCUGCAGGUCACCAAGGACUUGGGCCGCUGGAAACCCACCGAUGAUCUGUUGCUGAUCAAUGCUGUGCUUCAGACCAAUGACUUAACCUCUGUGCACCUCGGAGUGAAGUUCAGCUGUCGCUUUAACAUUCGAGAAAUCCAGGAGAGAUGGUAUGCUCUGCUCUACGACCCUGUUAUCUCCAAACUCUCCUGCCAGGCCAUGCGGCAGCUCCAUCCCGAAGCCAUUGCCUCUAUGCAGAGCAAAGUGCUCUUCAGCAAAGCAGAAGAGCAGCUGCUGAGCAAAGUGGGCUCGACCAGCCAGCCCACUCUGGAUACAUUCCAGGACCUACUGCACAAACACCCGGAGGUUUUCUACCCCUCACGCACAGCCAAGGUCUUGCAAACACACUGGCAGCUCAUGAAGCAGUACUACCUCCUCGAUGAUCAAACAGUGCAGCCACUGCCCAAAGGAGACCAGGUGCUCAACUUCUCCGACGCCGAGGACAUGAUAGAUGACAGCAAGCUGAAGGAUGUACGGGAUGAGGUGCUGGAGCACGAGCUGACUGUGGCUGACAGAAGGCAGAAGCGUGAAAUCCGGCAGCUGGAGCAAGAGCUGCACAAAUGGCAGGUGCUGGUGGAUAGCAUCACAGGAAUGAGCUCCCCUGAUUUCGAUAACCAAACAUUGGCUGUGCUGCGUGGAAGGAUGGUGCGUUAUCUUAUGCGCUCCCGGGAGAUCACACUUGGCAGAGCCACCAAAGACAAUCAGAUUGAUGUGGAUCUAGCAUUGGAGGGACCGGCCUGGAAAAUAUCUCGCAAGCAAGGUGUCAUCAAGCUGAAGAACAAUGGCGACUUCUUCCUAGCAAAUGAAGGCCGGCGGCCCAUUUAUGUUGAUGGGCGCCCUGUGCUUUGUGGCAGCAAAUGGAAACUCAGCAACAACUCGGUGGUUGAGAUUGCCAGCUUGCGUUUUGUUUUCCUCAUCAACCAAGACCUGAUUGCACUCAUCAAGGCAGAGGCAGCCAAAAUUGCCCAGCCCUGAGGCUCGGAUCGGACGGAAAGCAUCCCUGGACCUGUGCUGUGGGUUCCCCACCUUACUCACUGUGUCAGCAGGGACCCCCUUGUUCUCUGCAAUGAGGCAGCUUCAUACAGCCUACCCACCUAUAGGGUAGGACUGAAAUCUCUCAGUGGCCUUUUCUUCUGUGGAGGGUGAGCCUUGCUCCAUCAACUACACAGGUCGGAGAGGGAGAGGCAGGCCUAAAGGGAGCACCCUAGCCAACUGAAGCACCUUGCUGGAUGUCCUUGGUGGUGUGGGAAGGAGUCUUGCUGCUUCUGCCAGCUCUGCUAGUGGGGCUGUUGUGUGUGACCCUCUUUGAGACAGAGUGGCAGAAUCUUCCAUGGAGGAUUCCACAAACAGAAAAGUGGGAGAGUAUGUGUCAAGUAAGCUAAUAAAAUAGUUGUCAUCCUU